This is a messenger RNA of Hibiscus syriacus, 1197 nucleotides long. Its product is annotated as alkaline ceramidase-like. Lineage: Eukaryota; Viridiplantae; Streptophyta; Magnoliopsida; Malvales; Malvaceae. The coding region runs from base 196 to 960 and encodes 254 amino acids. The transcript is spliced from 3 exons. Gene Ontology annotation, biological process: ceramide metabolic process; response to salt stress; defense response to other organism. The record is from RefSeq and is a predicted model, not a curated record. Gene Ontology annotation, molecular function: hydrolase activity, acting on carbon-nitrogen (but not peptide) bonds, in linear amides. Gene Ontology annotation, cellular component: membrane.
UACGCGCCACCCCCUACUUCCUUCAUUCCACCGUUAGAUUCCUUUAACGAAUCUUUUCUUUUGAUCUCGAAAGCAGCUUAAGAUUGUUUUCUUCCCAACAGCAGAUCUUUCUUGUUUCCAUUCCAAAGGGCUUUAUGACAGUUUCAGCACUUAAGUAAAAGCAUCAGCUGAACUAUUAUACUUUUUUAGUUUAGAAUGGAAGAUGGAUUUUCAAGCUUCUGGGGUCCUGUCACAUCCACGGACAGGUGUGAGAAAAACUAUGUUCACUCAUCUUACAUUGCGGAGUUUUUCAACACUAUAUCCAAUGCCCCAGGCAUUCUUCUGGCGCUCAUCGGGCUGAUAAAUGCCAUAAGACAACGAUUUGAGAAGAGAUUUAGCGUCCUUCACAUAUCUAACAUGAUACUCUCCAUUGGGAGCAUGAUAUACCACUCCACACUGCAACGCUUGCAACAGCAGGGUGAUGAAACUCCAAUGGUGUGGGAAAUGCUUCUAUAUUUUUACAUACUCUACUCGCCAGAUUGGCACUAUCGGAGUACAAUGCCUACUUUUCUGUUCAUUUAUGGGGUUGGAUAUGCAGUAGUCCACACUCUCUUACGUUUCGGAAUUGGCUUCAAGGUGCAUUAUGUCAUUCUUUGCCUUCUCUGCAUCCCUCGAAUGUACAAAUACUACAUCUACACGAAAGAUGCCACUGCAAAACGACUUGCAAAGCUAUAUAUUGCAACUUUGCUCCUGGGAAGUAUAUGUGGCCUUUCGGACCGGGUAUUCUGCAAGCAGAUAUCUCAAUGGUACUUCAACCCUCAGGGUCAUGCACUAUGGCAUGUCUUCAUGGGCUUCAAUUCGUAUUUUGCCAACACAUUCCUGAUGUUUUGCCGCGCACAGCAGCGAGAAUGGGAUCCGAAAAUCGCCCACUUCUUGGGUGUUCUCCCUUGUGUCAAGAUUCAAAAAUCAAAGAGCCAAUGAAAAAGCUUGCUUGCUGCACAAUCCAAAUUCCUUUUUACCCAGAAAAGAUGAAUGAAAGAAAGUUUUGUGAUUUAUCCCAUAUUUUAACAUUCAUAUUCUCUCUUAUUAGCUUUAAAACCCUUCUCUCAAAUCUUGAAUGACUUUCAUGGAUUUGAACACUUGGUUUUACAGAAACUAGUUUAAUGUAUUUGUGAGUGAUAGAAAUAGGGCAAAAAUUUUUGGGUUUUGAGGGCUCUU